Molecule: messenger RNA, 1268 nt
Organism: Oryza sativa Japonica Group (Japanese rice)
Lineage: Eukaryota; Viridiplantae; Streptophyta; Magnoliopsida; Poales; Poaceae
Product: peroxidase 2
Biological process (GO): response to oxidative stress; hydrogen peroxide catabolic process
Cellular component (GO): plant-type cell wall; plasmodesma
Molecular function (GO): heme binding; peroxidase activity
Source: RefSeq, a predicted model, not a curated record
AUAAAUACACAAGCUUCCCAAGCAACUGAAGCAAAAAAGCACACACAACUUCAGUUCAGUACUCGUAGCUGCUUCUGCAUUUUUGCUCGAUCGAUUCAUCAGCCAUGGCGACUAAGCUGCUUGCUGCUGUGAUCACUGUGCUAGCUUUGCUGGGCCAUGUCAUGGGCCAAGGAGGGUACGGCCCAAGCCCAAGCCCAAGCCCGAGCCCGAGUUCGAGCGGCGGCGGGCUCGCCGUCGGCUACUACGACAGCGUCUGCCCCAACGCCGAGGAGAUCGUGAGGGGCGUCGUCAAGAACGCGGUGGCGCAGGACGCCGGCGUCGGAGCGGGGCUCAUCCGCUUGCUCUUCCACGACUGCUUCGUCCAGGGGUGUGAUGGCUCCGUCCUCCUCGACGCGACGGCGGCGAACACGCAGCCCGAGAAGCUGGCGCCGCCGAACCUGACGCUGCGGGGAUUCGAGGUGAUCGACGAGGCCAAGGCGGCGCUGGAGGCGGCGUGCCCGGGCGACGUCUCCUGCGCCGACGUCGUCGCCUUCGCCGCGCGCGACGCCACCGUGCUCCUCAGCGGCAGCGGGGUCGACUUCGCCAUGCCCGCGGGGCGGCUCGACGGGCGCGUGUCGCUCGCCAGCGAGGCGCUCGGCAUCCUCCCGCCGCCGACCUCCAACCUCAGCGCCCUCACCGCCAGCUUCGCCGCCAAGGGGCUCGGCGUCGGCGACCUCGUCGUGCUCUCCGGCGCGCACUCCGUCGGCAGGUCACACUGCUCCUCCUUCUCCGACCGCCUCAACUCGUCGUCGUCGUCGGGCUCCGACAUCAACCCGGCCCUCGCCGCCUCCCUGACGCAGCAGUGCAGCGCGAACGCGAGCAGCGGCGGCGGCGGCGACCCCACGGUGAUGCAGGACGCCGUGACGCCCGACGUGCUCGACAGGCAGUACUACACCAACGUGCUCAACGGCAGCGCGCUGUUCACGUCGGACGCGGCGCUGCUGACGUCGCUGGAGACGAAGGUGGCGGUGCUGGCGAACGCGAUCAUCCCGGGGCUGUGGGAGGGGAAGUUCAGGGCGGCGAUGGUGAGGAUGGCCGCCGUCGAGGUCAAGUCCGGCGCCGGCGGCGAGAUCAGGAAGAACUGCAGGGUCGUCAGCUAAUUAAUACAAUUGCAUAUAUCAAGCCAUAUGUUUAAUACAUGACUGAAAAAAAAACCAUUCAAUUACGAACUUAAAUUGAGCUGAAUUUAUACAUUGGUACAUGAUUUAAUUUAUUGAUUUAUACCAGAA